AUGGGAAUCUUGUCGUAUACCAACGUCAUUCCGAAAGACCUCAUGGCGCUCUUCACUCGGACCGAGUCAUUAAAGAUCCUGAGACAGCUAGAGAUGGGUUCGCGGUAUUUCGACAUCCGACCGCUCAUCUCAGGUGGCGUAUACUGGACUGGGCACUACUCGGAGAAGCUUGGAGCUCGAGAACUCAUGCUUCUCAAGCACCGAUUCGUUGUCACCGAACCAGAGGCGGACAAUCUCAGUCUUCUCCAUCUUUCGCGAUUCAUUGGCUCUGGGACGGCCGCCGUGUUGAUCGUGGUUGAAGCUCCAAGCCAUAUCACUCUGGGCAAUUACGGAGACAAGGGAUUCUAUCUACCUUCACAGCUCAAUGUUUACAACGAGCAUUCCAACACCAAUGACUGCGUGGGGAUGGUUCAAGACCAAGUGCAAAAGAUGCAGAAGUUCAUGCGCACGAGCGACAAGCGCUUGUUUUUGAUAUCCUGGACCCUGACCCAACAGCCACCCGAAUUCACACACGAGGAUUUCUUGCCUCCGAAUACGCUGAAGGGGUUCGAUAAGCUCAACGAUUGGCAACAACGCAACAAGACCAUCCGGCAGCUGGCAUACUCGGCCAAUAAGGCAUUAUGGAAGGAUCUGCUGCCGAACACAAGUCACGUCGCUUUCCCAAAUAUCAUGUACAUUGACUUCAUGGAGAGCAGAAACUUCGUUGCGUUGGCGAUGGCAAUCAACGACAAGCUUUUGGGGGACACAGUAUGA
Messenger RNA from Exophiala xenobiotica, 753 nucleotides. RefSeq lists its product as uncharacterized. The record is from RefSeq and is a predicted model, not a curated record. Lineage: Eukaryota; Fungi; Ascomycota; Eurotiomycetes; Chaetothyriales; Herpotrichiellaceae. Gene Ontology annotation, biological process: lipid metabolic process. The transcript has 2 exons. Gene Ontology annotation, molecular function: phosphoric diester hydrolase activity. The coding region runs from base 1 to 753 and encodes 250 amino acids.